GUCGUCCUGCUGCAGCCAAACAACCGCGAAGUGGGAGCAUUAUAAAGACGUCACCCCAUGCUCCGACCGUGCCAGCGAAGUGCGCAGCUCUUAACUACACAACUCCAAUCUCCGAAUGCCUACAGACGUUACAGUUUGUCACAUCGAUCCUGGAUGUAAGCAUUCUGACACCACAAUCUGCGGUGGGUCCACAGCCGGAACAUAUUUGCGUUGGCACAGGACAUUUCUGAAUCGCUCUGGGACUCGAAGUCCUGAACGGAACGUUUCAACAGCGCUCGCACGUUUUUAACAAGAGUGACCUGGGGCCAGCGGGAGCAGCAUGGAGGAGGCGGCUGCCCAGCGCCCCCCUCUCAGCAGGCCGGGGCGUGGGCUCCAGGAGUGGAAGAGGCGGGUCAAGUCCGAGUACAUGAGGUUGCGCCAGCUCAAGCGCUUCCGCAAGGCUGAGCAGGUCAAGGCCCUGUUCCUGUCCAACCGCCAGAAGAUUGAGACUAGAACCCAACUGCUGAAUGAGGAGUGGUCCAAACAUAGAGUCCAGUCAGUCCCCCUAGCCACUGCCACAGGGUCACUGCCCAACAAGAAGCUCUGCAUGGUGGAGUUCAGUUUCCCCCCUUUCCAGAACCAGACUGUUGCUAUGCGACCACUAACAACAGUUGCUGGGAUACCAUUUAUGUACUCAUGGUCUCCUUUGCAGCAAAACUUCAUGGUGGAGGACGAGACAUUUCUCCAUAACAUCCCGUACAUGGGAGAUGAGGUACUAGAGCAAGACGAAGCCUUUCUAGAGGAGCUGAUUGAUAACUAUGAUGGUGUCCAUGGUGACAGAGAGGGUGGCUUCAUCAAUGACGAGAUCUUUAAGGAGCUUGUGGAGGCCCUGAGCCAGUACUCUGACCAUGAGGAGGAAGAGGAGGAGGCUGAGGACGGAGAGAGGAAGAGCGCAGGGGAGGAGCCCAAAGACGGACCAAUCACCACGCUCGGGGGGAACACGCCGAGCCUAGCCGAAGGCUGUGAAGGCUCCAACAGUCUGAAGAUGCCUCAUGACAAGAUCUUCACUGCCAUUGCGUCCAUGUUCCCCUACAAAGGAACUAUGGAGGAGCUGAAACAGAAGUACAAAGACCUCUUGGAACCGCCAAGUCCAGUAAAGUGCCCUGCCCCCCAAACAUGGGCGCUGUGCCACCCCAAACAUGGGCCGGUCCACUGCUUUCUCCACCCCUUCCAUGCCUCACCCAAUGUUUACAAGAGAAAGAGCAAAGAGAUCCGCAUGGAGACAGAGCCGUGUGGGUUGGAGUGUUUCCUUCUGCAGAAAGGGGCAAAGGAGUUUGCUGACCAGCACAUGUUGAAAUCGCAGCGAUCGCGCCGCCACCGCCGCCGGCAGCCCCGUGCCUCUGUGUCUGAUGUUCCUGCAUCCUCCGGCUUGGCGGAGGAGAGCAAAGACGGGGACAGUGACCACGAGACGACCAGCUCCUCAGAGGGGAACUCUCGCUGCCAGACCCCCACCAAACAGCGGCCGGAGGAGGAGGGGGAGGAGGCGGAGGUUGAGACCCAGGGGGAGCAGCAGUGGAGCGGAGCUGAGGAGUCGCUCUUCAGAGUCCUCCAUGGCACCUACUUCAACAACUUCUGCUCCAUCUCCAAACUUAUCGGCACCAAGAACUGCAGACAGGUGUAUGAGUUUGCUGUGAAGGAGGUCCUGAUUCACCGUAUGCCAGUGGAGGAUGGAGGAGUGUCUCCACAGAAGAAAAAGAGAAAGCACAGGUUAUGGGCCAAAAUCCAGCUAAAAAAAGAUAAUUUGUCCAAUCAGGUGUAUAACUACCAGCCGUGUGACCACCCUGAGCACCCGUGUGACAGCUCUUGCCCCUGCGUGAUGACCCAGAACUUCUGUGAGAAAUUCUGCCAGUGUGACCAUGAAUGCCAGAACCGUUUCCCAGGGUGCCGCUGUAAGACGCAGUGCAACACUAAGCAGUGCCCGUGUUACCUGGCUGUGCGCGAGUGCGACCCCGACUUGUGCAUGACCUGCGGGGCGUGCGACCAUUGGGAGAGCAAGCAGGUGUCCUGCAAGAACUGCAGCAUCCAGAGAGGCCUGAAGAAGCAUCUGUUGCUGGCUCCCUCUGAUGUAGCAGGGUGGGGCACCUUCAUCAAAGAGUCCGUUCAGAAGAACGAGUUCAUCUCUGAGUAUUGUGGAGAGUUGAUUUCACAGGAUGAGGCUGACAGACGUGGGAGAAUCUAUGACAAAUACAUGUCCAGCUUCCUCUUCAAUCUGAAUAACGACUUUGUCGUGGAUGCCACAAGGAAAGGGAACAAAAUCCGCUUUGCCAAUCACUCCGUCAAUCCCAACUGCUAUGCCAAAGUUGUCAUGGUGAAUGGAGACCACCGCAUUGGGAUCUUUGCCAAGCGAGCCAUCCAGCAAGGAGAGGAGCUUUUCUUUGAUUACAGAUACAGCCAAGCAGAUGCACUGAAGUACGUUGGAAUUGAGAGGGAGAUCGAUGUCGCCUAGACAAAGGAUGCGUCCUCUUUACCAUGAACUUUGACCUCUGACCUUGAGGUUCCUGACUCCACCGCAUUCCGUCACACUCUGUCUGGUCUGUAUGACAUAGAAGCUCAGCCAACCAACCAACACAUUGGAUGGCGGCUCCUCUGUCCAUGUCAAGUCAAUUAUCUCAAUCACACGACCGAAUCAAACACAGAACUCUCUCUCCCCACACACACACACACACACACACACACACACACACACACACACACACACACACACACAUACUCACACACACACACAGAGAAACAGACACACAGAC
Messenger RNA from Alosa alosa (allis shad), 2783 nucleotides. It is a transcript of the gene ezh1, whose product is annotated as enhancer of zeste 1 polycomb repressive complex 2 subunit. Gene Ontology annotation, molecular function: histone H3K27 methyltransferase activity; protein binding. The record is from RefSeq and is a predicted model, not a curated record. Gene Ontology annotation, biological process: chromatin remodeling. The transcript has 20 exons. The coding region runs from base 320 to 2485 and encodes 721 amino acids. NCBI's taxonomy places the organism in Eukaryota, Metazoa, Chordata, Actinopteri, Clupeiformes, Clupeidae.